This is a messenger RNA of Symbiodinium sp. CCMP2592, 936 nucleotides long. The record is from the annotation of a GenBank genome assembly. Lineage: Eukaryota; Dinophyceae; Suessiales; Symbiodiniaceae.
AUGCAACGUGAGGCGCCCGCUCCGCCCUCUCCAUUGGCUCUGAAGCCGGCGGUCUCUCAGCGGCGAGCUUUGGAGCACUUGGCGGAAUGUAGCCAGGUGGAUCUCCUGGAGCAGCUGAAGGAGCUGAAGGUUCAGCGAUGGGAGCGCUGUGUGGCGUCUUCAUGGCAUCCAGUUCUGAACCGCUUUGACAACAUUCUGGCAGCCUUUGCCGACCCCUCCCAGCGAGCAGCAGACGGAGCUCCCGACGAAGAGCUCGUGUGCGAGGUGCUGCGGGUCUUACACGAUAUUGUUUUCCUCCACCAGGAGCUGAAGGGUGCGGUGGACCGCCUGCGAGACUUGUUGCAGUGCUCAGAGCUGAAAGUGCUCCUUGGUGCGCUGCGCUGCUUGGCCGCCUGUCCACCAAGCCGAUAUCUCCAGAGCUCUCCUCUGGCGGCCGCCAUGGAGCGAAGAUUAGAGGUCCUCGCUUGCUGUGGUGCCCCGAGCGUUCUCGGGAGCACGGGUUUCCGGGAUGCCUGCAGCUCGGAGGACAGCGAACUUGCUGAUUUCGAAUUCGAGAUUCCUGAAAGUGCGGUUGGGAACCCAGCUUCUGAAGAGCUGGCACAUCUCGAGUCUGGGCCGACGGCGACCGCUGGCAUGGCUGGUGCGCACGUGCAGUGGUUGUUGUUGCUGCUGAUGAUCAUGAGGGGAGCAGGAGGAGGGGCAGGGAUAAAACUAACAAUCAUCGUCGUCAUCCGCCUCGUCUUCGUCCCGUCCUCCCUUCUAUGCCUCCUCCUCGCCACCGUCAUCAUCAUCCUCGUCUGCAUCAUCCUCGGGAACCGGGCCGUGGGCGUGCUGUGUGUUCUAAUGGGCUACGACUGGAAGCUUACUUUCUGGAUCAUGUCCGGUCGGAAGUUCGACACACGGGGCCGGUGCCGCCUCAGGAAGUGGAGUGUCUAG